Messenger RNA from Chironomus riparius, 504 nucleotides. Lineage: Eukaryota; Metazoa; Arthropoda; Insecta; Diptera; Chironomidae. The record is from the annotation of a GenBank genome assembly.
AUGAGUAUCCAGAGAACACCGCCACCGAUUCAAAUGCCACUUCAACGUCCAAUUCCAAUGCUUACGGAUCAAAUUGAUGAUGAUGAUAUCCAAGAAGAGUUGCUGACUCCGAAAAUUUCCAUAAAAAGAAGUAAUCUGAAAAGAGCAGGAGAUAAGAUUGAGAGAUCAACAGAUGACCUUUAUGAAUGCAUAAUGAACUUAGGUUCUAGAUUGUCAACGGAAUUUAAAUCUGAAUGCACAUCAAUAAAAGAAGAGCUCACGACAAAACUCGACGAGAAAUUUGCAAUGCUGGAUACUGAUAUGAAGGAAAUGAAUGUAAAAGUCAAGAACUUAGAAGAAUCAGUGAAUAGAAAUGAAAAGAAAUUAGACCAGCAAGGCAAAAUUGUCAAUCGACUUCUUCAAGAGAAACUGCAGACAAAAAUGGAAAUAAGUGGAGCAACAAUACCUUACAUGAACGAUAAAGAGAAAAUUAAAGAAGAAGAACAGCAGGAAAUGACAUCAUGA